Acanthosepion pharaonis is the source of this 1263-nucleotide messenger RNA. The record is from the annotation of a GenBank genome assembly. Lineage: Eukaryota; Metazoa; Mollusca; Cephalopoda; Sepiida; Sepiidae.
AUGACAACGAGAACGACAACUCCUCCGAUAUCUUCUGUUGCGUUUUCAGCUAUUUCGCUGGAAAAAAAAUCCACUUUCUUUUCGGUUGUCGUAAACAGUCGAGUCGUUUAUUUCUUUGAAAUAUGGAUACAUGUGAUAAACCUGUUAAGUAAGUCAGCGCUCGAUCCAAACAAACCCGAAAAACAAGAAUCGGUGCAUGGAGGUAGAGUCACUAACCGUUUCAUCAAUUUGGAAUGGCCGAAAUAUGACCUUGAGGACCAAAAAUACCUUCAUAUAGGAAUGCGCCCAAACAAAAGAGAAUAUUACCGUGGACAAAAGCUGGCACUUUGGUUGGAACUUUUACCAAAGAUUCACAAACCAGACAACUGUAGUCCCGAGCACCACAAACUCGAUAAUUCAAAUAAUAUGAGUACAUUUGAUGAGCCGGACCGGUUGUUACAUUAUUCGGAGGUCUUCCCAUCACCCCCGCCUAUGCCACCAAUCUCUCCGCCUCCCAAGCCACAAUCCCCGGUUACCCCAAACAACGAGGAUUCCCACAGCCCGUCACAGUCCACAUAUAGUUACUCAUCAGAUUAUACAUUUGACAACACGCCUGUACACAGGUCGACUGAUUUCCCGCCAAAUGAUCGUCGGUCGACGGCCAGUACGAACAAUCAGAAAGAGGCAGCCUCGUUAGGCAGAGGGGGAACGGACAGCGUGGUGCCGCUCAGCAUCACCAUCGCCGUCGGCUGCUCACUGCUCUUCUUGAAUAUCCUUAUUUUUGCUGGUGUCUAUUAUCAGCGUGAGCGAAUCAAGAAGUCGAGGCGCGAGAAAGAUGAAAUGGAAGAGAUGAAGCUCUCUCGCAAAAUGGAAAAAGAGUCUAACAAAAUCAGCAGCAUGUCGGGAGGCGGAAGCAUUGGGGGUGGCGUAAGUGGGGGUAGUAUAGGAGGCCCCGAAACGGUUAGCCUAAUGUCUACACCGCCGACGCAAUCUUCGCCCACAAGAGGGGGCCAACAUAACAAUCCUUUAAUCAACUCCAGCAAACAGAACCCGGGCAAAGUUCCCACUUCCCAGGCAUAUUCCUACAGCGCUUUGCCAACCACGUCUUCGUCGCCUUUACAUAGGCCAGCUAACUCUCCGACGGACCAUCCAGUGAAAGCUAAUUCCCCAUCCAGAAAGAUUAUCACGAAUGCGAUCAAGAGUAAAGAACAAAUGGAACCUUCGAAAAAAUCACAUCGAUCCUCAGGAAUCGAACAAGCAAACAACGCCAUUACAAUAGUUUGA